GUGGUGUGGCGGUGGACGGGGAUGGGCGGUGUUGCAAGCAUACAUGGUCGGCACAUCUAUGCGCCCAGCGUCGACAGGCAUCAUCAAUCGAGGGGCUGCAUGACGAAGCCCCCGGCACCUCUUCACUUUGGUACCCUGCGCCGCCCUCGCCCCCGACCUCGACCUCUCGCCCGCAGCCAGACGGUGCACCAGAGCAUUCCGUCCGCUGUGCACCGCCCCCAGCCAGCUCUCCGCUGCACUCGCGCCCGGCCACUGCGUCAUUCGGCACGCACCGCCAGCUUCCACCGCGCCCGCAGUACCUCGACCCCGACCUGCACCGACCUGCAUCGACCUGCACCGCCUGCAUCGACCUGCACCGCCUGCACCGCCUGCACCGCCUGCACCCGCCCAGCACCCGCCCAGCACACCCGCGUCCGCUGGCGGCACUCUGAUUGCCCGUCUUCUCUGAGCGUCCCGCAGCUGUUUUGCCGCGCGCGAGCUGCCAAUGGCGCCCACCAUGUUCAAGGUCAGGGCCGUCUACGACUACUCGUCGCCCCACGACGACGACCUGAGCUUCACCACCGGCCAGAUCAUCACCGUCACCGAGGAAGAGGACGCCGACUGGUACGUGGGCGAGUACACCGACGACGCGGGCACGAGCCACGACGGCCUCUUCCCCCGCAACUUUGUCGAGCGCUUCGAGCCGCAGCCACCGCCGCGGCCCAACCGCGCAUCACGGUACCAGCCGCUGGAGCAGCCUGCAGCCGGGUCGGCGCCCUCGACGCCUGUGAUCUCGCAGCAGCAAGUCGAGCCCGGCCCUGAGCCUGUGCCUGCGCCCGCGCCCGAGCCGGGGCGCCCCGAGGAGCCUGAAGCGCCCAAGCCCCAGCCGCCGCCGCUGCAGCUCCCGCCCACCGCUGCUGAGCCCAAGCCGUCCGCGGUCCUGUCGCCGCCGUCUGCCGUCCUGUCGCCGCCGUCCCCUCGCUCUGCGCAGAGCAGCCUCCGGUCGCCCGAGGACGCGCCGUCGCCCACAGAAGCCGCAAGAGCGGCUGCCCCCGCGAAGAAGCCCCCGCCCGUCGCCGCCAAGUCGAAUGCGUUCCGCGACCGCAUUGCUGCCUUCAACCAGCCCGCCGCCGCCCCCAUCCAGCCCUUCCACGCCUCUGCCCCGCCGCCGACGUUUGUCAAGAAGCCCUUUGUGGCACCUCCCCCGAGCCGCAAUGCGUACGUUCCGCCGCCCAAGGAGGCCCCGCAGGUCAAGACAUACCGGCGCGACGAGGACCCCGAGAUCGCCGACCGGCAGGCGCAAGACCAGGACGCCGCCGAGAGGUCGGGUCUGACGGGCGCCAGCACCCAGCCCAACGACGCCGAAGACGAGGGGCCGAAACUGAGCCUCAAGGAGCGCAUCGCCCUGCUGCAGAAGCAGCAGCAGGAGCAGGCAGAGAGGGCCGCCGCCGCCAUGCAGCCCAAGGAGAAGCCGAGGAGACCGGUGCAGAAGAAGAGACUCGAGUCGCACGAGGGCCCCGCCGAAGACAGCGAGGAUACGGAGCUCGACAAGGUCGUCAGCGCCGGCUCCGCCACACGCGCCUCCACCGACCACGCUCGCCCGCCGCGAACCCCGCACGACAUCAAGGCGCCCGAGUCGCUGCACCACGACCGCGAGCUGCACAGUGACGCCAACGAUGCCGACCAGUCCGGCGCCGGCGAGACCGAGGACCAGGCCGACUCCACCAGCGUCGACGACGACGACAAGCGCACAGCUGGCCAUCCGCCGCCUGUGCCACAGAGAGCACCGGCUGCGACACAAAGAGCACCGGCUGCGACACGAGAGCCUGAUGCUGGCGGCGAGCAGCACCCUGGCGAGGAAGAGGAAGACGACGACGAAGAGGAAGAUGAAAUGGACGCCGAGACCAGGCGCAAGCUGGAGCUGCGGGAGCGCAUGGCCAAGAUGAGCGGCGGCAUGGGCAUGCCCGGCAUGUUUGGCGGCAUGCCCAUGGGCAGCCUGCCACCGAAGAAGAAGAAGUCGACUGCCGACAGCAGGAAGGCCGACGACGCCGAAGACGCGCACGCGCCGCAGCAGCGCGUCGCCAUGUUCGCCAUGCCCGGCAUGCCCGUCAGGAGCCCCGAGCCAGAGAACAAGCAGCUGGCUGUUGCGAGGGAGGACGAGGCCCAUGACCCCGUCACUGGAGCGCACGCAGCAAACGCGCUGCCGGACAUGGAGGACGUGACGGCGCAGGCCAUGUCGACAGCACCAACCGGCGACGGCGCACCGCCUGUGCCGCAAGACCGACGACCUGCUCCUCCGCCAGCGCCCACUGCCGAUCGCUCGGCGCCGCCAGUGCCCGCCGCCUCUCGACCGGUCCCGCCGCCUCUGCCGCCGAUUGCCUCGCCAAGCCCAGGCUCGGAGUCUGGCGACGAGCUGACGGACGUGGUCCAGUCGCCCAGAAGCCCGCCGCCAUUCCCACCGCCACCAAAGCGUGCCUCCUACUUUGGCGGAGAGCAGACUACCGAUUCGCCUGAUCGUCGGGUACCGCCCAUCCCCCUGGCCAGCCCCACGUCUCCGUCUGCCCGUCUUCCCCCGCCUCCGCCACCGACUGCCGCACCGGGUGUUCACCGUGCCGAGCUGCCGGUGAGGAAGCUCGACCACGAGACCGACUACGAGGGCGACUACGACACGGACACUGCUUCAGGAGACGCCCACAAGGAUGCCCUCCAGUCCCACGCCCGCGAGCCAAGCCUAGACGCAAGCACUGCUGGCGGAUCUCCCACCAUACCGCAUGGCAUCCCUCCACUUCCCCCAACAGCCCAUCGUGCUGUACCGCCGCCUCCUCCGCAGCAACCCCCGAGUCGGCCAUCGAUGGAUCCUCCGAGUCGGCCAUCGAUGGAUGCCCCUCGCGGCGCGCCUCCUCUGCCCCCUGUUCCUCCUCCUGCGCGAACACAGGAGGAAGAAGACGACGAGUACGAUCCCUACAGGUACAACUCACAGGCAGUAGCCUCGCCUACCACUGGAGCGCCGCCCGUUCCUAGAGGCAUGCCCCCGCUGCCUCAAACCCGCCCGCCGCCACCGAUGCCGCCCGCCGCUCCUCCCGUUCCCCAGCAUCAGCCGGCCGACUCGUCUGAAGACGAAGACCUGUACUCGGCGCCUGCGCCCAGAAAGUCUCACGAUAGACCCCCGCCGCCGCCGCCUCAGGCUCCUCCUCACAUGCAAGCGCCUCCGCCGCUGCCGCAGGAGCGGGCACCACCGCCACCUCCGCCCCACGCCCCGCCUCCAUUGCACGCUCCACCGCCGUUGCACGCUCCACCGCCAUUGCACGCUCCACCUCCACUGCACGCUCCACCGCCGCCGCAGGCGCCACCGCCGCAGCUAGGCGUGCCCUUUCAGCAGCCGCAAGCAGAGCUGCAGCCGCGGUCGUCCAUGGGCGCAAGGAAGUCGCUUGACGCUGGCCGGACAUUGCAGGGUCGAGUGUCGAUGGACCAGCAGCGCCCUCAGACCAGCCAAGACUUCAUGGCCGGCGACAUUGAUGUCGGAGCCUCGGCCCAUUGGUGGACGAAGCCAAAGACGCUGCCGCCCUCGCUCCAGGCCCGCAAGGACGUGCUCGUCGACCUGCAAGAGUCGCAGUCCGGCAACAUUGUGGAGAAGCUGGUCUCGGUGCUGUUCCUCGACUACUCACAGACCAUCAUCUCGGCACGCUUCGACAGCACCAACGCAUCCGAAGUCGAGCUCGAGCAGCGCCAGGAGCCUCCACCGCCGCGCCUGCGUCCGGACCAGCUCGAGAGCGCCUACGAGCAGUUUGGCCGCCGCAUCGGCAAAGACGCCGAGUCGAAACAGGGCAGCGUCGUGGGCACCGGCACGCCCUUUAGCUUCGUCGACGAGCUGCUGAAGGCGCAUCCGGACGCCCUCGCGCCCGUUUCAACGCGCGCAUACGGCGCCCUCGUGUACGCCAACCUCGCCAACGCUUCCACCCAGUCGCACGACGAGAUCCGGCCCGGCGACAUCGUCACGUUCCGCAACGCCCGCUUCCAGGGCAAGGUCGGCGCCAUGCACGCCAAGUACGCCGUCGACGUCGGUCGGCCUGACCACGUCGGCGUCGUCGUCGAGUGGGAUGGCUCGAAGAAGAAAGUCCGUGUCUGGGAGCAGGGCCGCGAGCACAAAAAAGUCAAGCCCGAGAGCUUCCGCAUGGCUGAUUUGAGAUCGGGAGAGGUGAGGGUUUGGCGCGUUAUGAGCCGCAGCUGGGUUGGCUGGGUGUAGGCGUAGGCGACGGCGUAGACGGCGGAUGGGAGUGUAAC
This is a messenger RNA of Didymella exigua CBS 183.55, 4260 nucleotides long. RefSeq lists its product as uncharacterized. The record is from RefSeq and is a predicted model, not a curated record. The coding region runs from base 497 to 4222 and encodes 1241 amino acids. Gene Ontology annotation, cellular component: ESCRT-0 complex. NCBI's taxonomy places the organism in Eukaryota, Fungi, Ascomycota, Dothideomycetes, Pleosporales, Didymellaceae. Gene Ontology annotation, molecular function: protein binding. The transcript has 3 exons. Gene Ontology annotation, biological process: protein transport to vacuole involved in ubiquitin-dependent protein catabolic process via the multivesicular body sorting pathway.